AUGGGAAUCGACGAUCAUAGUUGUGGUGCUGAGCCUCUGGCCAGCUUUUGGCCACUUCUGUAUUCGCUUCUGCCGUUAGACCUUCCACCAGUCAAUAAAGACAACCUGAUUCUAUCAGCUGCAUAUAAUGGUGACGUGGAUCGAUACGUACGCCUACGACGCCCACAUCGGAUCAAACAAGAAUUCCACGCUAUCAUUUUGGGGAUAUACAACCACCCCCUUUGGGCGCGAUGGUGGAGCACACAGGUGCCGGAGGUCCCCGAUAAAAGGGACGAGGUAUCCAUAAGAUGCGCAAUCAAUGCGCGACGCAUCAUCAGCGACGAUAUUACUUGUAUCACACCAAGUACUCCGAAAUGGCUGGUACCUCACAGAAUCUGGUGGCCCAGUGUUGCUUCCCCAGUGACCUACGUGCGUCUCGCGCAGAGAAGGCCUGAUAUGCUCGAGUCAUGUCUACGAGCAUGUAUUGUCGCCGAUUACGAAAAGGCGUGGGAUGAAAUUCUGAUUGGGUCAUCGGAUGGCCCGAACGAUUCCAAAGCCGCUCGACUUUCCAAAGUCGUCAGAUCGAAUAUCUAUGCCGAGGCUAGAGAUUCAUCCAAUCCGCACUACCUCAACGACAUAAAUUCGCUUGGCACAGCCAAGGUGGAGGAGCUUGAAGCCGAUAUGUGCUACUUGGAUGACAUGUGUACUGCGAGAUGGAUGUAUUCGCCACGCUCGACUGCCGAAAGAGUUGUAAUCAAAGACAAGCCCUUUACGGUAACAGUGGGGGAGAGUGGAUCAGAUGGGAUUCCGAGAGGGCCGGGUGAUCUGGGAUUCACAAUUUUUGGCAUGGAUGCAGUUGGCUUGGAUAAUAAGACAUGGGAGAAGGGAAGUUACAUUGAGGUCGAAGAUCUGUACAACAUCCUCGAUGCCAGAGAGCUUUCAACAUAA
This is a messenger RNA of Penicillium bovifimosum, 927 nucleotides long. RefSeq lists its product as uncharacterized. The transcript has a single exon. Bases 1 to 927 code for a protein of 308 amino acids. Lineage: Eukaryota; Fungi; Ascomycota; Eurotiomycetes; Eurotiales; Aspergillaceae. The record is from RefSeq and is a predicted model, not a curated record.